Messenger RNA from Dacryopinax primogenitus, 3225 nucleotides. RefSeq lists its product as uncharacterized. Gene Ontology annotation, cellular component: ribonucleoprotein complex; nucleus; cytoplasm. Gene Ontology annotation, molecular function: protein binding; mRNA binding. Lineage: Eukaryota; Fungi; Basidiomycota; Dacrymycetes; Dacrymycetales; Dacrymycetaceae. Bases 5 to 3175 code for a protein of 1056 amino acids. The record is from RefSeq and is a predicted model, not a curated record. Gene Ontology annotation, biological process: RNA processing. The transcript has 20 exons.
GCCAAUGACAGAGCCCGGAGCAGCAGACGCUCAAAUGUCAUCCAACGAUGCGGACGCGUUUGUCGCUCUGUCCAAUCUCCUGGACUCGAUAACGGCAACACCAAUGAAUCGUUCGCUGCACAUUCAACAUCUCGCCCUAUGCAAAUCGACCCCGGUACUUGCCGCUCAGUUAGGCACGGCGCGCGAUAUGUACACUUCCCUUCUUGCAGUACCGGAAAGUGUCUGGCUACCAAUUCUCGAUGAGAGGACUCAGGAGACGAGUAUUGAAGAAUUGGAAGCCGUCAAUGCGAUGCAUGAACUCUUCGUCAAAGCAGAAACUGACUACCUCUCGAUCGAGAUUCUCAAACGUCACGCCACUUUCCUCAUAACGGUGUCAGAGUUGACGUUAUCCGAAGAAGGGUUCAAAAUGAGUGGAUACAAUGAGGAUGAUAUCCGUACGAAGUUGCAGGAAGUUGUCAGCCGCGGGGAGGGGGAUAUGGCGCACGGGUCCGAGGUCUGGAACCUGUGGAUCGAGUGGGAGCUGUCGAGGUUGGAGGCGAUCGAAGAAGCCCGACAGGACCGAAUCGCCACUCUACACGAAGCAUAUCUUGCACGUCUGGAUUUCCCGCAUGCUUCGAACGACUCUACUUUCGAAGCUUAUUCUGGCUUCGUGUCUACAUAUUUGCCACCCGCAGCCUAUGAGGACACGAUGGUCAAAGCUUCUGCUGCUCGGCAAAAUGCGCUGCGAGAAUGGUCCAAGAGAGCCGAUCAUGAGAGGGCCCUGGUCAACGGCCCGGCCGCAUAUGCUGCCUACCUUCGCUGGGAGAAGAACCCGCACGCGCUCAAAACCGAACGGGUCAGAUGCUUGUAUGAACGUGCGAUAGCAGACGCAGCGGGUCGACGAUCUGCAGAAGGGGAUGAAGGCGUUGCCGCCGGGAAAUGGGAAGGCGUAUUCUGGAUGGACCUCAUUAGAUUUAUCAUCGAACAUGCUGGGGACGAGCACCUCGAAAUGUCCUUGUUUGCUCGCGCAAUCCGUUCGGUGCCUGAAAAUGGUGAAGUGUGGGCGGCGUACAUUCGAACUCUGGAACGACACGAUCUUGCAGAACAGAUUCCUGAUGUAUAUGCUGGUGCCAUGGAUACAAACCUAUUGUCUGCUUCCGAUGUGGUCGAGAUUACGCUCGCCUAUGGUGCACAGCUCAAGCGGCUUCUAAUGAGUUCUGAUACUCCAGAACCGGAUGAAGCACUACACGACAUCCUGACCACUAUGCUGAAAACCGCAGUUAAAAAGGUCCGUUCUCUCGAAGGGGCCGAUCCCCGGUUACGUUUGGAGAAAUUCUGGAGCAGUAUUUACGUGGAUCUGCAUGAGCCUAGCGAAGAAAUAAUGGAAACCGCUCGGAAGGUAUGGGGCAGCGCAGUAACGUUUUAUUCCAACUCGUAUCUCGCCUGGUCUCUGUAUGCUCAGUUCAUCUGGCAAGACUUGCGUGAUAUUAACCGUGCGCGCCGGACCUACCAAGAGGCUGCCGUCCGCAGCCAGCUGGAUUGGCCUGAAGCUAUUUUCGACGCCUGGAUUGACUUCGAACAUCGCUUUGGGACGGCCGACGAAGUGGAGGCAGCGUUGAUUCGUGUGAAACAUUUGUCGGACAAGGUGACCACUAAAAGACAGGAGGAAGCAGAAACAUAUAUGGCCCGAACCACACAUAUCCAAGCCGAACAGCAAGCACUGCAGGCCGUUGAGAGUGUUCCGCAACCUGUUGCUGGUAUGGAUGUGGAUUCAGCAGUUGAUAGCCAUCGAGAUUCCAAGAAGAAGCGUAAGGCAGAAGAUGAAGGAGAAGGUUCUGCCUCAAAACGACCCCGUGCUGCGGAACAGGUGGUCGAACAGCCAGCUCAAGUAUCAAUGUCCCCUGCUCCUGCGGAGCCGGCCUAUCUCAAGCGUGAUCGCGAGAAUUCUUCUGUUUUGGUCUCUGGAUUGCCUAUGGAUGCCACGGAGGAUGCACUGCGGCAGUUAUUCCGUGAUUGCGGGGAAAUCCGAGAGAUCAAGCUUAGUGAGGUGCCUGGAAACCAUGUCGCAACUGUGGAAUUCAUGACCAAGGACAGCGUGCCAGCCGCGCUUACAAAGGACAAAAAGCGAAUCAGUGGGGCAGAGAUUGCCGUCAAUCUGGCAUGGAAGUGUACCCUGUUUGUCACCAAUUUUCCGGAGAAAUACGAUGACCCUACAAUUCGGCAACUUUUUUCCCCUUUUGGAACGAUCAUUGACGUUCGGUGGCCCAGCAAGCGAAUCAAUACUACAAGGCGAUUCUGCUAUGUCCAAUAUACCUCACCAUCGUCAGCAAAUGACGCUUUGUCUUUAAAUGACCAAGAGCUCGAAAAUGACCGUCGGAUAAGCGUCAAUAUCUCGGAUCCCACGCGAAAGAAGCAGCGCACGGACGCCGGCGCUGAUAAGCGUGAAGUGUACGUAGCUGGCCUCGCCAGGGGUGUAAAAAAAGAAGAGCUGGAAAAGCUGUUUGGUGAGAAGGGCAGUGUGAAGGAGGUGCGGCUGGCUCUCGGCCCCGACGGGCUGUGCAAAGGUUUUGGCUUCGUAGAAUUUCAGGAUGAGGUUGGUGCCGAGGCGGCUUUAUCUCUGAACAAUACCGAAUUUAGAAAACGACGUCUCGCCGUCACCCUUGCAGAUGCCAGGGUUCAUGCGCGGAAAGAACUGCCUGGUACAGGGCAAGGCCGUCAAGUAGAUCUGCGUAACCGCAGCGUGAGACUGCGGAAGAUUCCACCAGGGACACAAGAAGCAAUCAUCCAGCAAGUGGUUGAGAAACACGCCAGUGUUCGCAAAGUUGUGAUGAAGACCGGUACAGAUGAGGCGAUUGUUGAGUGCGACACUAUUGCGGAUGCUGGUAAAUUGACUCUGUCUUCGGACCGUAUCGUCGUCAAUGGCCAUCCUCUGGAAGUCCUGGAGGAGUCCGCUGCACAGGCAGUACGACCAGCGGCGGGAUCCUCCACUGGCAUGUUCGCCCCACGGACGGCUGGUCCGCGACCGAAAGCUGGUUUGGGCCACAAGGGUACUGCUGGGCGUGCAACUCGAGCCGCUGCGGGCAGCCAAGCAAGUGCGGGCAGAGCUGGUAUUACCAGCAAUAGUGGAGCGGUCAAUGGAGCUGGUACCAACAAAGGGCAAGAUGACUUCCGGAAAAUGUUGAGUGGAGGGAAGUAGCCUGAACUUCUCGCAUGUAUGCUGGACUUGCCGAUUAAUAUAGACUGUUU